AUGUUUACGCUUUCGUUUGCGAUUUUCACAUUGCACGCAUUCACCAACGCGCAAUUGUUGCCUAAAGAGGCCUAUGCUACAGUGCCUCAACUUAUUUCAUCAGCCGGUUACCCUGUGAACAAGUACAGGGUGACUACAGAGGAUGGUUACAUACUUCAGAUGUACAGGAUCCCAGCAGGAAGACGAACUGCUAGGAGAUCAGAUAAUGUGAAAGGGAAAAGACCUGUGCUACUGAUGCAUGGGCUGAUGGGCAGCUCGGAUAACUUUCUUAUUAUGGGCCCGAAUAAAAGUUUAGGCUAUAUGCUCGCCGAUGCAGGAUAUGAUGUAUGGCUGGGGAACAUGCGUGGCACUGUGCACUCCUCCCAUAAAAAUCUCACGAGGCGAGAUGCGAAAUUUUGGGAUUUUAGUUUUGACGAACACGGAAAAUACGAUUUGCCAGCGAUUAUAGACAAGGUUCUAAGCGUUACUAAGCUUGACAAUCUCUUCUACAUUGGCCACUCAAUGGGCACAACCAGUUUUUUCGUCAUGAUGUCCGAAAAACCAGAAUACAAUGAAAAGAUUGUUGCAUUCAUCGCCCUUUCACCAGCCGUAUAUGUUGGAACUAUUAAACCGAUCAUCCAAUUAUUAUUAAGGGACUUAAAUUUAACGAACAGAAUGCGAGCACAAGGCAUAUAUUCUUCGGAAAUUGUAAAAAAUCAGUGGCAGUCAAUAGCUACUACAUGUAUGGGACGGAAAAUUGAAGAAAAUAUGUGUGUGAGAUUCGUCGCUUUACUCGUAGGGGAGAACGACGCGGAGGUCGAUUUAAGUAUGUUGCCAGUUAUUAUUGCUAGAGUACAACCAGCUAGUUGGCAACAAUAUGAACACUAUGGAAAAAUAGUUGAAUCUGGUGUGUUUACCGCUUGGGAGAAUGGUUUUAACGGAACUAUCAGACCUUAUAACUUAUCAAAUGUUAAAGUACCGGUGGAAAUCAUUUAUGGAGAAAAUGAUCAACUAGUCCAUAAAACGCAAGUACUGAGGUUAGCUGAAGAGCUCAAAGCAAUUGGUGUAUUAGAAGAUGUAAGAUCUGCAUGUUCAUGUCCCAAAUGGAACCAUUUAGACUUUGUUGUUGCCAAGAAUGUAGGAAAAUUACUUAACAAACCUUUGGUGAAAGAUGUAAACCGAUUAUACAAUAAAUAUGGUUCCUAA
Messenger RNA from Pieris macdunnoughi, 1185 nucleotides. NCBI's taxonomy places the organism in Eukaryota, Metazoa, Arthropoda, Insecta, Lepidoptera, Pieridae. The record is from the annotation of a GenBank genome assembly.